Messenger RNA from Echinops telfairi (small Madagascar hedgehog), 2590 nucleotides. RefSeq names its product prolyl endopeptidase (gene PREP). NCBI's taxonomy places the organism in Eukaryota, Metazoa, Chordata, Mammalia, Afrosoricida, Tenrecidae. Bases 3 to 2126 code for a protein of 707 amino acids. Gene Ontology annotation, biological process: proteolysis. The record is from RefSeq and is a predicted model, not a curated record. The transcript is spliced from 15 exons. Gene Ontology annotation, cellular component: cytosol. Gene Ontology annotation, molecular function: oligopeptidase activity; serine-type endopeptidase activity.
CCAUGCCAUGUCAACAUCGUUUAGGUGUGAAAAUUAAGGUACAGGAUUAUCAUGGGACUAAAAUCUGUGACCCUUAUUCUUGGCUGGAAGAUCCGGACAGUGAACAGACAAAGGCUUUCGUGGAGGCGCAGAACAAGAUCACCGUGCCAUUUCUUGAGCAGUGCCCCAUCCGCGGCUUAUACAAGGAGAGGAUGACGGAGCUGUAUGACUACCCCAAGUAUAGCUGCCACUUCAAGAAAGGAAAACGGUAUUUCUAUUUCUACAACACGGGUUUGCAGAACCAGCGUGUGCUGUACGUGCAGGAGGCCUUGGAGAGCGAGGCCAGAGUGUUCCUGGACCCCAACAUCCUCUCUGACGAUGGCACGGUGGCGCUCCGCGGUUAUGCAUUCAGUGAAGAUGGCGAAUAUUUUGCCUAUGGUCUGAGUGCCAGCGGCUCAGACUGGGUGACAAUCAAGUUCAUGAAAGUGGAUGGUGCCAAAGAGCUUCCUGAUGUGCUGGAAAGAGUGAAGUUCAGCUGUAUGGCCUGGACGCAUGAUGGGAAGGGACUGUUCUACAAUUCAUACCCCCAACAGGAUGGGAAAAGUGAUGGCACGGAGACUUCCACCAAUCUCCACCAGAAGCUCUGCUACCACGUCCUGGGGACCGAGCAGUCAGAGGAUGUUCUGUGUGCUGAGUUUCCUGAUGAGCCUAAGUGGAUGGGUGGAGCGGAGUUAUCCGACGAUGGCCGCUAUGUCCUACUGUCUAUCAGGGAGGGCUGUGAUCCAGUAAACCGGCUCUGGUACUGUGACCUCCAGCAGGAAUCCGAUGGCAUCACUGGAAUUCUGAAGUGGGUAAGGCUGAUCGACAACUUCGAAGGGGAGUACGACUACGUGACCAAUGAAGGGACGGUCUUUACGUUCAAGACCAACCGCCAUUCUCCCAACUACCGCCUGGUCAACAUAGACUUCACGGACCCUGACGAGGCCAAGUGGAAAGUGCUUGUUCCCGAGCACGAGAAAGAUGUCCUGGAAUGGGCAGCUUGCGUCAGGUCCAGCUUCCUGGUCCUGUGCUACCUGCACGACGUGAAGAACGUCCUGCAGCUUCACGACCUGGCCACCGGUGCUCUGCUGAAGACCUUCCCCCUCGAGGUGGGCAGCAUCGUGGGAUACAGUGGGCAGAAGAAGGACACGGAAAUCUUCUACCAGUUUACUUCCUUCUUAUCUCCAGGUAUUAUUUUUCACUGUGAUCUUACCAAAGAGGAACUGGAGCCAAGAGUUUUCCGAGAGGUGCCUGUGAAGGGAAUUGAUGCUUCCGACUACCAGACAAUCCAGGUUUUUUACCCCAGCAAGGACGGUACAAAGAUUCCAAUGUUCAUUGUGCACAAAAAAGGCAUCAAAUUGGAUGGUUCCCACCCUGCUUUCUUGUAUGGCUAUGGCGGCUUCAACAUCUCCAUUACACCCAACUACAGUGUGUCCAGGCUUAUUUUUGUGAGGCAUAUGGGUGGCAUUCUCGCAGUGGCCAACAUCAGAGGAGGUGGCGAAUACGGAGAGACGUGGCAUAAAGGUGGGAUCUUGGCCAACAAACAAAACUGCUUUGAUGACUUCCAGUGUGCUGCCCAGUAUCUUAUAAAGGAAAGCUACACGUCUCCCAAGAGGCUGACAAUUAAUGGAGGUUCCAAUGGAGGCCUGUUAGUGGCUGCGUGUGCAAAUCAGCGUCCUGACCUCUUUGGUUGUGUGAUUGCCCAAGUGGGAGUGAUGGACAUGCUGAAGUUCCACAAGUACACCAUUGGCCAUGCCUGGACCACCGAUUACGGGUGCUCAGACAUCAAGCAGCAAUUUGAGUGGCUGAUCAAGUAUUCUCCGUUGCAUAACGUCAAGUUGCCGGAGGCAGACGAUGUCCAGUACCCGUCCAUGCUUCUCCUCACAGCCGACCACGAUGACCGUGUGGUCCCGCUUCACUCCCUGAAGUUCAUUGCCACUCUCCAGUACAUAGUGGGCCGUAGCCGGAAGCAGAUCAACCCCCUGCUCAUCCACGUGGACACCAAGGCGGGCCAUGGGGCUGGCAAACCCACAGCCAAAGUGAUAGAAGAAGUCUCGGAUAUGUUUGCGUUCAUAGCGCAGUGCCUGAGCAUCGAGUGGAUCCAGUAAAGGGCGUGCUCAGCUCUCCUGCCUGCCACGGACGACUCAAGGGCUCUGCCACGUUACAGCCCAGACACCCCCGCCCACGCUGGACACCCCACGAACACUCUUCUGCACGCAUGGGCUGCGGUGGGGCAGAACUCGUGUGGGAAUUUUAUCUCUUCUUAGGCUUCUUUUUAGCAAGCCCUUGGAGUCCCUUUUCCACCCCUGUCCAGGCACAGGUUUUUAAAAAAGAAAACGGGGAGGGAAUGGGUUUUUUUGAAGGCAUGCUCGAUUAAAUAGCUGAGUGGCAGCCAACACAUUGUGGGUCCUAGAUGGCUGAAGUAAGAGUCAUAGCUGGAUACCUCCUAUAUAACACGUCAGUGGAACUUGCUUCUUUAAUCAUAACCUGUAUAUCUCUAAGUAAGUGUGAGGUCCGUUCUCAUAUGAAAAGACUACUUUGCAACAAUAAUAAAUGCUAUUUAAGAACGAAA